AUGCAAUUAUACGGGCUCAUUUUUAUUGAAGGAGAUUGUCCAAAGUCUGUUCCUUUGCAAAAUGUUUCUGUUGAAGCGAACAUCGUUGAUAUGAUAGCAGAAACAAUGGUUUGUCAGACAUAUAAAAAUGUUGAAAAGGAUGCGAUUGAAGCCAUUUAUAAAUUCCCACUUCAUGAAGCUGCAGCAGUAUGUGCAUUUGAAGCUGAAAUUGAUGGAAAGAAAAAAGUUAAAGGAACAGUCAAAGAAGCAAAACAGGCAGCGCAGGAAUAUGAUGCGGCUAUUCAGCAAGGUCAUGGAGCUUAUCUCCUCGAAAAACAACAAUCGGAUAUUUUCCAAUGCUCCGUUGGCAAUAUCACUGCUGGUCAAACGAUUGUUAUUAAAAUCACAUACGUAACCGAACUAAAACAUGAUGCUGAAUCUGAAAAAGUUCGAUUUGUUUUUCCUACUGCCAUUGCUCCACGAUACGGUUCAUCUGGUUAUUCUCCCGCAAAUGAUGGGAAAAAACUUAUUCCUGAUGAAGUAUCUUAUUCAGGAAAGACUGACUAUUAUUUAGAUCUUAAUAUAACAUGUAGAAUGACUUCUGUAAUUCAAAGCAUUGAAUCACCAUCUCAUCAUAUUUCAACUGAAUUAAAUAUUGAUGGUAAUCCGAAUGUUUCAAAAAUUACUUUAGCCGAGCAUAUUACUUAUUUAGAAAAAGAUUUUAUACUUGUAAUUAAAAGUCUUGGUCUUGACCAGCCAAGGGCCUUCAUUGAAUAUGACCCUAAGACAGAAACUAAUUGCGUUAUGCUAACUUUA
Molecule: messenger RNA, 795 nt
Organism: Racocetra persica
Lineage: Eukaryota; Fungi; Glomeromycota; Glomeromycetes; Diversisporales; Gigasporaceae
Source: the annotation of a GenBank genome assembly